AAGAGAAAGAGAAAGCAGGAGACAAGGAAACAGGGAGAGGAAGAUGACUGAAGGGUAAAACAUUGCUUUCCCCCCUCCCCUUCCAUCUGUCUUUGACCUCACUCACCCAAGGUUCCAUCUCAUUCUGUUGCCAGCUGAGACAAUGAAGAACUGAUUUAUGUUAACACACACACACACACAGAUGCUCUGAUGAUGUUCAGCUGCUUCUCUACCACCACACACACACCUUCAUUAUUGUGCUCAAGAUUAAGAUCUAUGCUACAGAAUAAAAGCGUUCAGUUGCUAACACACAGUAUAUACACUACAGUCGGUGACAGCCACACACAAAGACGCUACAACCUCCUGACAGCAGCAGAACAGGAAGAAGCAUCUCUAUUGUAUUGGAAUGAUUAGGGUUGGGUAUCAUUUGUUUGUUUUUUAUACUGGUACCUAAACGUAAGACUCCAUAUUGCAUAGACAACAUGCAAACCAUCUGGAACUGAUGCAGAACCUGGAGACGUCACACAGCCAGGUGCUGCAGAGGCUGAAGUUCACACUCUGCUUCCUAUUGGACACCGUGCAUUGUUUAUAAUAAUGUCACACUCCAAUGUGUUUGCUUCUUCCGUGUUCCAUCAGAUCCCAGCAGUCUGUUACUGGUCUCCUCACUCUGUCAGCUCAGUGUCAUGCAGUUUUGAAGGAUGAGUGUGUGGCAGAGGAGCCUCCUUGGAGCCUGUGGAUGGAUUCAGACUCAGGUUUGCCAUUACAGUAUAGAGCAGGUGAACUGGAUAAGGAAAACUGGAGAUGGCACCGAAGAAAAGGAAGACACUUUAUGACUGCCAAGCUCUUGGGCGGAAGUGCGCCCUCCGACCCUCUCUUCCAUUCUGACGUGCCUUACAGCGCUUCAAACGCGGCCAGCUCCUCGUGCCUCCCCUCUGCCCCCCUCUCCGGAGCGUUCUUGAGCGGCAGAGUUCCGGCCAGAGUGAGCGGGACGAGCGGCAGCGGGGGCAGCGGCGCUGCUCUGCACACCGAGUGUAGGAUGGUAGAGUUGCACGGUGUGAAAGUGGCGUCGUUCACGGUGAAUGGUGCGGACCUGAUCUGCCUGCCUCAGGCGUUCGAGCUGUUCCUGAAAGACUUGGUGGGGGGGCUGCACACCGUCUACACCAAGCUGAAGCGGCUGGACAUCUACCCGGUGGUGUGCACAGUGGAGCAGGUCCGCGCCCUGCGGGGGCUCGGGGCCAUCCAGCCCGGGGUGAACCGCUGCAAACUCAUCACCAGGGGCGACUUCGAGACGCUGUACCGGGACUGCACCAACGCCAGCUCUCGACCAGGCCGUCCUCCGAAAUGGACACUGGGCAUGGCCAGGAUGAUGCACAGCUCCAGACCCCUCCCACACGGUCUGCUAACCCCCGCCCUUCUGUCUCAGACAGGUCUGACGGCAGCGGCAUUGGCUGAGGCUCUGAAACUGAAGAAGAUGAGGAUGAUGGGUUUCCAUGGCAACAGCAAUCAGCAGCAACAUCACAACGGAGCUGACUCAGAGAACACCACCACAGGAACCAGUGAAGGAUCAUGGGAGAAGGAGCAGCACCUCCUCGCUCCUCCCUCCUCCCUUGCAGCAUCUCCUGCUGGUUCUCUCCACCUCAACACUCUGCAGCAGCACAGCUCACUAUCGGCCAGCCGUUUGUUGGACCUUCCCUUUAUGGUCAUGCCACACUCCCUCCUCCCUGUGGGCCUGCCCCCUGCCAGCGUUGCCAUGGCGAUGAACCAACUGAGUCAGCUGAGUAGUUUGGCAAACAUGGCCAAUGUGUCACAGGAGAAGUUUCCUACAGGAAGCCCCUCCCCCUGCCUCUCCCCCAGCAGUGAUGAGCUCCACGCCCAGGAACCAACUAGCCAAUCACCUUCCAGAGCAUCUUUGGCCUCAUCAUCCUCUGCUUGUCCUGCACUCACACAGGAACCUGGUCAGCACACACAGAGACACACACAUGAUCAUGUUAUUAAUGAAAUAGGCUGUUUCUUCUUCUCUGGUCUGAAUGUUUCCUGCACAGAUGGAGAGACUGCAGAGCAGGAAAACAUGAAGAAAGUGUUGUGGGGAAAAGAUGGCCUGUUGCCCCACUCUGAUAUCAGACUGACCUAUGAGAAGCUGCCACUUACCUCUCAGCCACCAUCUAUCAAUGAAGCAAACCCAGCUUUUGCUCCCUUUCUAUUGGUUGAUGGUCUGUCAUUCAUGGAGACGCUGCUGACCAACAUAGAGGGCCUCCUCAAGGUGGCGGUGGAGAGUGCAUGUGCCCAGGAUAAACAAAAUCAGCUGGAGAGGAAAGAGUUAAAACUGGAGUUGGAGCGAGAAAGAAGCACUCGGCAGACGCUCCAGAGACAGCUGAGCUCAGAGCUCCAGACUCAAGUGUCGAUACAGAGGAUGCUGAAGAAGGAGAGGAAGGUGAAGAGGAGGCUGCAAGAGGCCUUGGACUUUGAGUCGAGGAGGAGAGAGCAGGUGGAGAGGGCGCUGAAGCACUCCAACUCCCUGACAGAUGCUGUGACUCCUGAGUGCGAACUGGAAAACAAGCAGCAGGAAAUCUCUGCAACUCAGGAGAACAGACUGUUCACCAAACCUCUACUGCUCUUCUGAGGCCUCACAUCUGCCUCUCACGCCAGGAUGGACAGAUGAACCAAUGGGCGGAUGAACAGAUGGACAGAUGAGGAGGAGGAAAGUGCAGAGCUAUAAAGAACUGAAACUGAACUGGACAUCUGGACCUCCUGAAACAGAAACAGAAAAACAGAUUAUGGACAGCUAAAUAAAAACAUCAACAAAAGAAAACCACAGUCCCAUCAGACAUCUCUCCUUUUACCAGUGGUGGAAGAAGUACUCAGAUCCUUUACUUAAGUAAUAUUAGCAAUACCACAGUGAAAAAUACUGUUACAA
This is a messenger RNA of Monopterus albus (swamp eel), 2893 nucleotides long. Its product is annotated as dachshund homolog 2-like. The record is from RefSeq and is a predicted model, not a curated record. The transcript is spliced from 14 exons. The coding region runs from base 587 to 2599 and encodes 670 amino acids. Gene Ontology annotation, biological process: regulation of transcription by RNA polymerase II. Gene Ontology annotation, cellular component: transcription regulator complex; nucleus. Gene Ontology annotation, molecular function: RNA polymerase II cis-regulatory region sequence-specific DNA binding; DNA-binding transcription factor activity, RNA polymerase II-specific. NCBI's taxonomy places the organism in Eukaryota, Metazoa, Chordata, Actinopteri, Synbranchiformes, Synbranchidae.